AUGUCAGCUGUACAGAGGCAGGAUCUAGUGGUUUUCAACGACCAUUCUGUUGUAUCUGAUCAAAUUUUCCAAAAUGGAUUUCACCACUUGAUUACUAUUACGGCAUCUCCUUUCACUUCUCCCACAUGGCUGAUAAACUCGCUGGUAGAGAGCCAAAUUCUAGGUAGACCAUAUUCUUUGAAUGCAGAUAGCAGUGCAGCUCAAGGGCAUAGUAGACCUGUAACUGUUGGGUCAUUCGUUCACGAACCGCAGCUUUUCCACAAUGCACUGGGCAGGUUGAAAGUGGCCCCUCAAAAGUAUAAAGUGGUAGAUUUAGUGACAGAUUUAGUAGUAAAAAGUUUGGGUAAACCAAGAAGCAAAGUUUACAGCGAUAUUCUACAACAAUUUCCGCUACAGAAUCAGUCCGUUAUUGUACUAGAACAGCCAGAGCUACUGUUGUCAUUAUUAGAAGGAUCCACUAGUGAUGAAAUACAUUCACAGCUGAUUACACCGCUUAUGAAACGCUGUAGUGUGCUCAUACUGACCACAAGUGUCUACGAUGACAGUGAAGAUGCCACUAGGGACUCACUAGAAUUCUCUCGGUUUACUUUGAAUUGUAUUUACAAAUCUAUUGUCGUCAUGAGUCUAAGGCCGCUAGAGACUGGACGCGCUAACGAUGUGACAGGGACCUUAAGAAUUACUAGAGGUGGUGUUCGUAGCCCCGUACACGUUGUAGAGAACGAGUAUCUUUAUUUAAAUCAAAAGGAGACUACGAGACUUUUCUAUAGAUAG
Zygosaccharomyces rouxii is the source of this 771-nucleotide messenger RNA. RefSeq names its product Elongator subunit ELP6 (gene ELP6). Gene Ontology annotation, biological process: tRNA wobble uridine modification. The transcript has a single exon. The record is from RefSeq and is a predicted model, not a curated record. Gene Ontology annotation, cellular component: elongator holoenzyme complex. NCBI's taxonomy places the organism in Eukaryota, Fungi, Ascomycota, Saccharomycetes, Saccharomycetales, Saccharomycetaceae. The coding region runs from base 1 to 771 and encodes 256 amino acids.